This is a messenger RNA of Fonsecaea nubica, 315 nucleotides long. RefSeq lists its product as hypothetical. The coding region runs from base 1 to 315 and encodes 104 amino acids. Lineage: Eukaryota; Fungi; Ascomycota; Eurotiomycetes; Chaetothyriales; Herpotrichiellaceae. The record is from RefSeq and is a predicted model, not a curated record. The transcript has a single exon.
AUGGACACCGGCGCCGACCUCAACAUGAUGACUGUGACUGCGGCGGCUGAGCUGGGGUAUGAGCCCGGCGUGGAAAAGAGGGGCACGAUUGCAGGAGGCAUCGAAGGGCAUGUAGCUGUCUCGAUGGGAACGGUCCGGAUCCCGUUCAGGCUCCGGUGUAAGAGCAAGCAACGAUCGGCCGAGUUCCAUAUUGUGCAUGACCUUGCUGGCCACCGAGCCCUCCUGAGUGUGCAGCUGACCAUGAAGCUGGGUCAUCUUCCUCGACCUCAAUGUGAGGCAUGCGAGAAUGCUGUGCUCGGCAGCGCCUCGUCCUGA